AUGUCUGAAGAAGAUUUAGACAGGUGGGCGCAGGAGGGACAAAACAGAGUCAAUAUUAAUUUUACCUAUAAAUUUUUUUUUACAGAGAUGUAUUUGUCAACGAGUUGUUCAAGUUUUGAAAUGUUGGAUCCUCAUGAUCCAAUUAUAAGUCGGUUGGCGACCAAUCUCUUUAAGAAAACUAAUGACUACUUGCAAGGAGAAAUGUCAGCUGGGCAGGACCAUUAUAAUCUUCUGGAAGAGAUAAACAGAUUAACCAUCACCAAAUACACAGACCUCAGAAACCUCACCGUGAACUUAAGCAAAACUUUAAGUGAAUAUAAUGAAAUGUAUAAUACACUCAUAAAGCCACUGCUGCUACAAAUUGAUGACAUUGAUGCUCAAGUAUCACAAUUUGAGGUAAAUGCUUACCGUUUGGACAAUUACACCAAACAAUUGAAGGCACGCUUCAAGGAAUUAGAAGAAAAGUAA
Messenger RNA from Danaus chrysippus (African queen), 468 nucleotides. The record is from the annotation of a GenBank genome assembly. NCBI's taxonomy places the organism in Eukaryota, Metazoa, Arthropoda, Insecta, Lepidoptera, Nymphalidae.